Messenger RNA from Sodiomyces alkalinus F11, 822 nucleotides. RefSeq names its product MSP domain-containing protein. The coding region runs from base 1 to 822 and encodes 273 amino acids. Gene Ontology annotation, molecular function: FFAT motif binding. The transcript has 7 exons. Gene Ontology annotation, cellular component: endoplasmic reticulum membrane; plasma membrane. The record is from RefSeq and is a predicted model, not a curated record. NCBI's taxonomy places the organism in Eukaryota, Fungi, Ascomycota, Sordariomycetes, Glomerellales, Plectosphaerellaceae. Gene Ontology annotation, biological process: endoplasmic reticulum membrane organization.
AUGUCAGUCGAAAUCGAGCCGUCCGAGCUGAGCUUCCAGCAACCAUUCACCAGGGAGCUAUCCCAAUACCUGAAGAUCACCAACCUAAACAAGUUUCCUAUUGCGUUCAAGGUCAAAACGACGGCCCCGAAACAAUACUGCGUGCGCCCUAACUCUGGUCGAGUCGAACCUGGACAGGAUGUAGAAGUCAACGUGCUCCUCCAGGCCAUGAAGCAAGAACCUGGUCCUGGCACCAAAUGUCGCGACAAGUUUCUCGUCCAGUCUGCCCCCAUUACAGCGGACAAAGAGUUUGCAAGCAUCGUCCAUGUUGCAUCGAUUCUGGAGAAAAAGAUAAGGGUUAACUGGAUUCCUGCCGACCAAUCCUCUCUCGCCGCUACUACUCCUAGUCGCACUUCAGCGGGCGACAACUCAACGUCCGGUACGCCCGACGUAACCCGCACCUUUUCCUCCCCCAACGAGGAGAGCCGAGCGCGUCUUAGUCCCCCUCCCCCGUACGACGCCGACUCGGCUGCCUCCAAAGAGGAGGAUGUCCGCUCCGAACACGACCAGUCGGUCGUUUCUGCUGCUGCGAGCGCAGUUACCCACAAUGCACAGUUGACAUAUGAGGAAAUCAAGGAGAAGCUCGCGCAAGCCGAGGCGAAGAUCCGGCAACUUCAACAAGACAGUGGUCUACGCCAGCGCGUUAAGAACGCAAGCGAAAAGGUGCAGGCAUCUUCCGCCAAGCAGGCCGCCGCAGUGCAGCAGACUGUUGAAGGCGUGCCGGUUCAGCUGGUAGCUCUUCUGUGCCUCAUCAGCUUCUUGCUCGCGUACUUCGUCUUCUGA